CAUGAUCUACGUCCAACCUGACAGAUUUUAUAUGGGCCCACCAUUUGUCGAGUAACCGGGUCUUCAGGUGGUUUCUGCCUGUGACAGAAACCUGGUACUGCCCAGUGCAUUUACCGUUACAGCCAGUAACUGUAUAAGAAGUGGGGGUUUAAGACAAAACAUGGCUGCUUUUCUCAGGGUUUUUCUCCAUCAUCACAUUAAAUUAUGGGGUCUUUUCUUUCUUAGAUUAUUUGGUGCAGUUCACCGCAAAAGUUGUGUAACAUGAUGUUUUUACACUGUAAAUUUGGGCAAAAAAUCUCUGUUGUUUUGUGUUCUUCGGAUCUUUCUUGGUAUGGUUGAUGAGAUAUGGUGUUGCAAAAGAGGUUAGAUUAUGGAUUCAAUGGCUAUCAGGUGCCUCCUAUACCUCGAGCUACCAGAUCGCUUAGGAGAAGGGGUAUUAUUAGGAGGAAAGCUGAUGGCAAUGGAACUUGUCCCUUUGACUUGUUAGCUACUGUAGCUGGCAAGUUACUGGGGGAGGGAGAGAGCUCGCCUGAUUCUACAGGUUCUGUUAGAGGGAAGGAGCAAGGUGCAAUUGUGAAAGAUGAAAAGGUAAAAGAGGCUGAGGAUAGAUCUCUAAAAGAAAAAUCUUAUACUGAAGGCUGUUAUGAACGAGGCUUCUUCAUUUCUGAGCUUGUCUCACAAGCUCCAGUUGUAAAUCGUUCUUUAAGCGAACUGCCACAUGUUCAAAAUGAUACGAUCUCUAGACCUGCAUCUGCCAGUAUGAGUUCUGAUUGCUCUGAGAAGUUACUCUCUGCUAAACAGUUUGUAAAUGGUGAAAGCAGCGAGGAACAUGAAAACUUUUCUUCGAAGACAGAACGGGAGGCUUCUGGCUGUGGAGUCUUUUCCAGUUGUACAUUAGACACUGAAAACGAUAAACAGAUGAAAAUUGAGCUGUCAAAUAAAGCUAAAGUUUCUACUGAUAAGGGGGCUGCAAUUUCCAGUUCAAAGUUCCCUGAUGUUUGGGAUAAGAAACCUCCAACACUUGUUACUUCAGAUGAAAGUGUAAAAUUAUCUCUGUCUACAUAUCCUGCUCCUUGUAGGUCCUUUCCGAUGAUUCGGAAUGCUGUAAAGUUAGCUAAUAAAGAUGAUGACGAAAACUCUGGGUGCACUCAACCUAGCACCCCAAAUAAGGCCUCCGGGGCAGCACCACGUGUACGAGAUCGGCCAAUUAAGAAAUUACUAGCUUCCAAAUAUUGGGAAGAAAAUCUUAAAUCUGAUGAUGAGGGUCAUGCCAAUUCUGGUGCGAAAACAAUGCAUGUUUACUACAACAGAAACAUUGGCUACAAGCACCAGAGGUCUCAGAGGGAUUUUCCUUUCAAGAAAAGAAAGCUCUUUAAAUGUGGCUCGUUCUCCAAUUCCGAAGGAGAGAUGAGUACGGAUGGAAUAAGUAGUUCUCCAACAAAUGACUUACAUGGAAAUGCUUCCGGUAGUAGUAAAGCAUCUUCAGGAGGCUGCGCAGCGGCUGGAACAUCAGUUUUUAAUGGAGGUCGUGAGUUCCUCAGGCCUGGUGAUUCCCAUGUUAAGUUUAGAAUUAAGUCCUUCAAGGUUCCUGAGCUUUUUGUUGAUAUUCCGGAAAAUGCAACUAUUGGUUCUUUAAAGAGGACUGUAAUGGAAGCAGUGACUGCUAUACUUGGUGGUGGACUACGAAUCGGUGUGGUUUUUCAGGGUAAGAAGGUUAGAGAUGAUAACAAAACCUUGUUACAGACUGGAAUAUCUCACGAUUACAAGCUUGAUGCUCUGGGCUUCUCACUCGAGCCCAAUCCAGUUCAAACUUCCCAACCUCUUGGUCAAGACUGUCGUUCUUGUGUACUUCCUUAUGAAACACCUCAACGGCUAACAAGCAGGUGCCCAUCUCCUUCUACUGCGGUUCAUUCUGGCAUUCAGCAGGGGAGAUCUGAUGAUCAUACAGGAACAAGUUUGAGUAACUUUCUUGAAAGUGACCAUGAAUCAGCUCCAUCUCCUCAUUAUGCGGCUCUAGAGAAAAUUUCCGCAAAUUCAAGAGCAUUGGUUCCACUAACUGCAGUAAAUGCAGAAGCCUUGUCUGCAGUCCCAUUGCGGAAGCCCAAGCGAUCCGAGGCCACACAACGUCGAAUCCGUAGACCUUUUUCUGUCUCUGAAGUGGAAGCACUUGUUCAAGCUGUUGAGAAGCUUGGAACAGGAAGAUGGCGUGACGUUAAACUUCGAGCUUUUGAUAAUGCCAAACAUAGAACUUAUGUUGAUUUGAAGGACAAAUGGAAAACUCUGGUGCACACAGCAAGAAUAUCCCCUCAGCAAAGGAGGGGCGAGCCCGUGCCACAAGAGCUCUUAGACAGGGUCCUCACCGCUCACGCUUACUGGUCACAACAGCAAGCCAAGCAACAGAUGAAACAGCCAUCGGAGACUUACCUUCUUCUCUAGGAACGUCGUGGAAGUGGCCGGGGAGUAAAUAAGAGUUUAGAUUAUUUUGUUGAGUGUAAAAGGUGUUAUGUUAAUAAAAGUAAUACCAGGGAAAGUCAAGUUCCUUCCCAAGAGGAGUUGAAGCUGCUCUUGUAAAUGUUUUGAUAGAAUAAAGUGUUUUGCUAACAGAAUUUUUUUUUGUACUAAAUGCUUCUUUUCUU
Molecule: messenger RNA, 2636 nt
Organism: Solanum verrucosum
Lineage: Eukaryota; Viridiplantae; Streptophyta; Magnoliopsida; Solanales; Solanaceae
Product: telomere repeat-binding protein 5-like
Exons: 10
Coding region: 346-2436 (696 amino acids)
Source: RefSeq, a predicted model, not a curated record